AUGCUGUUUUCUUUCAUCGUGAACGCGGUGCUGGCCGGCUGCACAUGGCGACCCGAACAUGUGAAAUCUGCAGGUACCAGCACCAGCACCAGCACCGGCAACAGCGACCGGCUGCAGCCCACCCUCGAGAGUUCCCGCUCCCGAGCACACCCCAUCUUUCGAGCCAUCAACAAUGCUGGCCGUCAAUGGGGCUCUGCCAUGAAUCACAAUGGCUUCGGCUUCUUCCCUGCAAUUAUUCCUGCCGGCACCGUCUUGUAUCAUGGCACCCGUUCUAAAGAAGCCCCGAAGACGUUUGAAUGGCUGGCGUUUGAAAUUGAACACGCUGAGGCCUUCGCGCUGGAUGUGGACUUUCCCGUAACGAACCACGGCAUAGAAAAUGCCGACGAAAGGCUCAGCAUGAAGCAUGCGCAUGGCGCGCAGAAGAUCCUUGAUCGAAGAGGACAUGAAGCCGACGCGGGCAAACUCGGCGAUGGCGGACCACCUCGGCGCCUCCCCCCUGGAUACAUUCAAAGCCAUCAGGCGACCAAAGACCUUCACGUUCUCUAUCUCGACGGCAUGUCUGCCGCGAAAACGGACCUAGGCACCAUGGAUGCUGAGCUUUACGUCCUAUAUGGCAAGCCCAACAAAAACUUCGAAGAUGGCGAGUUCACCCGGGCAAGAGCGUUAUGCCCCAUGUUAGCGAAAUGGGGGUUCGAUGGCUACGUCCGUAUGGAGAUUGGCUUUGAAUACGUCCACUGCGACUUCUCAAAAGAUGUCGAUUGGAUUUCCAGCGUGGCACUAUAUAAUCACAAGGGCGUCGUCAGCGACUCAAGCAUGGUUUUCUUCCAAUGGGCUAGGGCCGUGGCGGAAAACUACGACGGAGUCGGCGCAGACCGCCUCCGCAUCGACUACUCCUCCAUGGUGUCCGGACUCUUUUACCCGAUCAACAUCACAACCAUGGACCCCGACCGACCAGACCUGAUGCGUCUGGCGACGGCAGGCAUGGACGAGUGCCAAAAACUGAAGCCAGAAGUCGAACUCAUGGCACGCCAGCCGCGGCGAUUUACUGUCAACUGGCAGGCCGUUACGGAUACCAUUGUUCGGCGCUUCUCUAAUAGGCUUGCUUUGAUGGCCUCAGAGGGCAUCAGUGAGGCGUACCUGAUUGACGAGUUUGAAACGGCAUCGAGGACGUACGUCAUAGCGCCAGAACCGAAAGAUUCGAAAGCGCCACUGGCUCCAGGAUUACUGCAAGAGGCAAUCUCGAGGUGCAUUGAGCAGCCCCUGCUCCCUGCAACCUUCAAAAAAUCACAAUGGUCAAGAGAAGAUACGCUCAUCGCAGCUGCGCUAGAAGUCGUUAUCAAGGACAUCUGCUCCGUCAUCCUUCAGUCCUACAACGCGUUACGUGCAGCUACGGAGAAGGACGUAUCGGGAGAAUCCUCAGAAAGAGCGGACGCAUCGGCAACACACGUACGCAAAGCGGCAAAGAGGGCACACCAGGAUAUCAAGGAUCUGGUCGCAACGCUCAACUGGAGCCAAUGGAAACAGGUCCCCCGAUGCCCCUCGGGUGAGAUGAUGUUCACCAUUAUGUGGCCGCUUGGCAACACUGAGGACUAUUUUAAUCCUGCUUGCCAGCCCAUCGAAAAGAUCAAUAUGUAUCGACAGACAUACUUCAGAGACACUUUUCCGGGCGGGCAUGGACCGAGGCGCGGUCAUGGGAGCGAGAUUGAGGCAUGA
Cordyceps fumosorosea ARSEF 2679 is the source of this 1713-nucleotide messenger RNA. RefSeq lists its product as hypothetical. Bases 1 to 1713 code for a protein of 570 amino acids. The record is from RefSeq and is a predicted model, not a curated record. Lineage: Eukaryota; Fungi; Ascomycota; Sordariomycetes; Hypocreales; Cordycipitaceae. The transcript has a single exon.